AUGUUGGCACGCGGUCUCUGCGCAGGUGUGCUUGCCCUGGCCUCUCUGAUUCAGGCCGCACCCGCGACUGGUGUCGCUGAUGCUGAGCUAGAGUCCCGGUACAUCUACACUCAGCGCGAGGCCUCCGGGGAGAAGGGCAACGCCGAGUUGGAGUCCCGAUACAUCUACACUCAGCGCGAGGCCUCCGGGGAGAAGGGCAACGCCGAGUUGGAGUCCCGAUACAUCUACACUCAGCGCGAGGCCUCCGGGGAGAAGGGCAACGCCGAGUUGGAGUCCCGAUACAUCUACACUCAGCGCGAGGCCUCCGGGGAGAAGGGCAACGCCGAGUUGGAGUCCCGAUACAUCUACACUCAGCGCGAGGCCUCCGGGGAUAAGGGCGACGCCGAGCUCGAUUCUCAGUAA
Molecule: messenger RNA, 402 nt
Organism: Colletotrichum graminicola M1.001
Lineage: Eukaryota; Fungi; Ascomycota; Sordariomycetes; Glomerellales; Glomerellaceae
Exons: 2
Coding region: 1-402 (133 amino acids)
Source: RefSeq, a predicted model, not a curated record